GCCCCUCCCCCUUAACGCAUGCGCAGUGUCGACGCCGCCUCCGCCAUUUUGCCGGGCUUCGUCUGAGGGGAGUGUGGAGAACGAGGCCGGAGCCGAAAGGGAAGAGAGAGCGAGAGAGAGGGGCAAGGGGAGGCGGAGUUCGGACUAGAGGAGGACACGGAGACCGCCACCAUCUUUGCGUUCGGGGCGCCCGAGCGGGGAGGGGGCCGGGCCAAGCCUGAGCGGAGCCUCCCGCCGCCGCCGCCGCCUCUCCCCGCAGAGCCCGGCCAGGCCGAAGCCAGCCAGGCCCGAGCCCGACGAUUCUGGGGACCUGAGAUGGCCGCGCCGUCAGCGCCGAAGGUCGUGCUUAAGAGCACCACCAAGAUGUCCCUCAACGAGCGCUUUACUAAUAUGCUGAAGAACAAGCAGCCGAUCCCUGUGAACAUUCGCGCCACCAUGCAGCAGCAGCAGCUAGCCAGCGCCCGAAACAGGAGGCUGGCCCAGCAGAUGGAGAACAGACCUUCUGUCCAGGCCGCCUUGAAGCUCAAGCAGAAGAGCCUGAAACAGCGCCUGGGGAAGAGCAACAUCCAGGCACGCUUGGGACGGCCGGCGGGGCCCCUGAUGCGCGGCGCGUUGGGGGGCCGAGGGUUGCCCAUGGGCCAGCGUGGUUUGCCUCGAGGAGCCUUGCGCGGCGGUGGGCGCGGAGCCAGAGGCUUGCUGCGCGGAGGGAUCCCCCUGAGAGGUCAGAACUUGCUCCGGGGAGGCCGAGGCCUGGCCCCUCGGAUGGGCCUGAGAAGAGGAGGCCUGAGGGGCCGCGGCGGGCUGGGCAGAGGAGGCCUGAGCCGAGGAGCCAUGGGCCGGGGAGGAAUCGGUGGAAGAGGGCGAGGGCUAGCCGGGCGUGGGAGAGGCGGCUUUGGGGGCCGGGGCCGAGGCCGAGGGCGCGGAAGAGGGGUCGCCCGCCCAGUGCUGACCAAGGAGCAGCUGGACAACCAGCUGGACGCCUACAUGUCCAAGACCAAGGGACACCUGGACGCCGAGCUGGACGCUUACAUGGCCCAGACAGACCCCGAAGCCAACGACUGACGCCGCCGCCCCUCCGACACUUGACCGCCGCGGUGUCCGCGCCGCACGCCGAGGCCCGCCUGCCCCCCUCCCGUAAGACCCGCAGACCCGGCCGGAGGGGAGCGAGAGGGGCUCACCCCCCCAUUCAUGUGUUCCUUUGGCAUUUUGAUACUCUUUUGUGUUGUAUGAAACCGGGCGUGUAUGUGCGUGCGCGUGUGUGUGUUUUUAUAUGUAUACAUUUCUUAAAAGGACUCCGGAAAUGAAUUUGGACAGGUCUUUAUUUACCGUCCCCCUUCUCUUUCCAAAUUUCCAAAAUGUCGGUUUUCUUUUCUCGGUGCUGAUCAUGAGCCGUGCGACGCGGCAAUUCGGUCGCAAAGUCACGUCGGUUGGCGCUUUGUGAUGGUUUUUUGGGGGGCGGGGGCAGCUUUGUUGUGUUGGUUUGAAAGCUGCGCAGCUUUGUGUUGGAAAUGCCUCUCGGCGGUGGAUUUGACUCAGACUCAGCUUUCUAUUUUUUGGUUUGUGACACUCAUGCUUUGGUCGCCGGUUGAUUUCAUUCCCGUGUUCCCAACCCCGGGGGAUCGGUCUCUCCCCGCCGACUGACCGGGAGGGUUGUGAGCGCGGCCGUUUCCGUUCUCGUUCCGAAAAAACGACAUCUUGUACGUUCUGUUUUGCUGUAAAGAAACCAAUGCAGGGAAGAAAAAAAGAGAGAGAAACUUGG
Molecule: messenger RNA, 1759 nt
Organism: Anolis sagrei ordinatus
Lineage: Eukaryota; Metazoa; Chordata; Lepidosauria; Squamata; Anolidae
Gene: CHTOP
Product: chromatin target of PRMT1
Source: RefSeq, a predicted model, not a curated record